AUGGUGACUGACCCUAUGGUGUUCACACAUGCUGACUUCUGUAAUGAUUGCUUUAUGCUUCCCGAUCCCAGAAUAUCUAAGCCUGAUGAAGACCAACUUGGAUACCCAGAAAUUGAUUUAAUGGUAGAGUUUUAUGAAGUCCGGGAUGUUGAAGAUGAAACCAAGCAUUUGCAGGUUCGCCUCCAAAACUUACCCCCUCCUGAUGAUUUUAAAGAUCCCAGUUACCGUUUAUCUAAUUGUAGAACAUUGAGUUUGCUUCCUAGAGAUAGUCUCGAUGUGCUAUUAAUUGUGGUCAAUCAGCGCCUGAUUCCUGACUUUUGGCUUCGCAUACUCCGCGGCGAAUUCCCAUCUCCUUUAAUCAGACAUUCUAUUUUACACCUUCGACAAAUCUUGAUGUUGAACCUUGCACUUCAUCGUUCGAGAACAACUCUUUCGAAAAUUGAAUGGUACUUUGCUAUUGGUCAUGAAAUUUUCUGCCAAGUCGAAUCCACCUCGUGUGAUGAUGAUUGUGGGAUUUGUCGCCAGCCGCUCAAUGAGAUAGGUGAGGAAGGCGUACCGGUAAAAACGCAAUGCAAUCAUAUAUUCCAUCUGCAAUGUAUUAGGGAAUGGAUUAACAUGGCUCCAAAUGGCGAUUGUCCAGCUUGUAGAACAUUGAUUCUAAAGACACUUGAACCUAUUUAUGAUACUCCAGCACGAGGCCCACAUCCAGAAUGGCUUUUAUCCCUAUUGUUACCCGCACCACAACUUGCUCCUAGCCAUGCAGCACGUGUAGCACAAGAACUCGUACAAUUAGAGGCUGAUCUCGCAGAUGCACGUUUGAGAGCCGCGGAGACUGAACAAAAUCUCACUGAUCUCCAUGAUGAACUACAGAUUCCAAGCGAUGCCUUUUCUCGCCUAGAAUUCUUCAGUACUGCAUAUAUCCUACGCUCAAGGGAACUUGUUAUGAUGAGACUUCUGAGCUUGUCUGCAAUAAACUUUACUAGGUAUGAAAGUCAGGUUCGGCGCCAUCAAAUCAAUCUCACACAGGUUGAAACGUCUUUUGGAAGAGUUCGUGACUGGAGGCAAGAGUUAGAUAGAUUAAAUCGUCAACCCAUUCGGAGUUAUAGUGCUACCACACUCGAAAUUGCGAGAGCUGAAGUUGAUCUUUUAAUCGGGAUUGUAGACCAGUAA
Botrytis deweyae is the source of this 1170-nucleotide messenger RNA. RefSeq lists its product as uncharacterized. Lineage: Eukaryota; Fungi; Ascomycota; Leotiomycetes; Helotiales; Sclerotiniaceae. Bases 1 to 1170 code for a protein of 389 amino acids. The transcript has a single exon. Gene Ontology annotation, molecular function: zinc ion binding. The record is from RefSeq and is a predicted model, not a curated record.